Molecule: messenger RNA, 1803 nt
Organism: Penaeus monodon (black tiger shrimp)
Lineage: Eukaryota; Metazoa; Arthropoda; Malacostraca; Decapoda; Penaeidae
Product: kynureninase-like
Biological process (GO): NAD+ biosynthetic process
Cellular component (GO): cytoplasm
Molecular function (GO): kynureninase activity; pyridoxal phosphate binding
Source: RefSeq, a predicted model, not a curated record
GUUUGUCCCAGGCUCGUGACAGUGAGCUCGGUUAAGCCUUCCUGUGCAUACCUCUGUUAAUUGACACAAUUUUUCACUCUUUCUUUUAUCGUGCUACAUUAUCAGUGACACAAUGUCCAACCCAGACGUGGUCCUCGCAGCACGGGCGGCGCGGGGAAGCGUUGGUCUUCUGAGCAAGGGUUUCGCCGAACUGUUAGACCUGGAGGAUCCCUUGCGAGAUUUUAGAGGAAGAUUUAAUUAUCCGAAGAAAGGCGCACUGCCCAGUGUCAAGGUAGAAGGCGAUGAGGCUGCAGAAGAGUGCUUGUAUUUCAGCUCUCUGAACCUGGGUCUCAAACCUAAAGAGGCAGACUCUGCUGUACAAACGCAGCUGGAAAAGUGGGGCCACCUGGGCGUUGCGACCUAUGGGGCAGAGCCUUUGCCCAUCCACGUCUGCGACAGCUUCGGAAACGAGAUGAUGGGUCGACUGGUGGGGGCCGACCCACGAUCUGUCGCCUUGAUGAAUGGACUCACCGUGAACCUUCAUCUUCUCUUUAUCUCGUUUUAUCAGCCAACUCCUCAGCGUUACAAGAUACUGACUGAGGCUGCAGCUUUCUGUUCUGACAUGUACGCAUUUAGGAGUCAGGCUGAGAUGCGAGGCUAUGAUCCAGACGAUGCGGUGGUUGAGAUUUCUCCUCGAGAGGGUGAAUAUACGCUCCGUACAGAAGACAUCAUUAAGGUGAUCGAGGAGCAGGGCGACACCAUAGCUGUGGUGUGCAUGAGCGGAGUGCAGUACUACACGGGCCAGAAGUUUGACAUGCAGGCCAUCACGAGGGCGGCGCAGGCGGCGGGCGCUGUGGUCGGUUGGGACCUGGCGCACGCCGUGGGCAACGUCGGCCUGCAGUUGGACGAAUGGGGCGUCGACUUCGCUUUCUGGUGUUCCAAUAAGUACCUGUGCAGCGGGCCCGGCGCGAUCGGCGGCGCCUACGUGAACGGAUGCCACCACGGUCGGCGGGCGGCGCACCUGAAGGGCUGGUGGAGCAACCGAGAUUCAACGCGGGUGGAGAUGCGGGCCGAGUGCGACACUGCCGAGGGCGCGGGCGCCUUCAGGAUCACCACGCCCUCGCCUAUCCUCGUCGCCAUGGCCUGCGUUAGCCUACAGAUUCUGGACGAGGCAGGGAUGCAACGCAUGCUCGAAAAGCAGUUCCUUCUGACGGGUUUCCUGGAGUCGCUCCUCAAGAGGCAUUUCAACGGCAGCGGAGGAGAGGCGCCGCUCAGGAUCAUCACGCCCGAGGAUCCCGCCCAACGUGGCUGCCAACUCUCCAUCCUGUUUCCUGCGGGCGUGGCGAAGGUCCACGCUCGACUGCAGGAACUCGGGGUGGUGUGUGAUCUGAGAGCGCCGCGAGUGUUGCGUGUGGCACCGUCGCCUCUGUAUAAUUCCUUCCGUGACGUCUUCACUUUCGUGCAAGUCCUCUCGAAAGUGAUGAAGGAAACCCAUUAAUGGAAGAUUUACUUGACCUUCUGACAUGAUUAUGGACAGCCGAAAGGACAAUUGAGGCCAAGUCAGUGUUUUUUCAAGCUUGUUUUAGGUCCUGAUGGGAAACACAUAUACGCACAUACUUACAUAUAUGUGCGUUUGUGUGUGUAUUGUGUUUUUAUGCAUUUGCAUUACUUUGCAUAACAUGAUGCGUUUGGCAUGCUGUAGAACAUUGCUAGUGAUGUUUACCCCAAGAGGUUUACUGUUAGUAUGAACAAGAAUCCCCUUAACCCGCCCUCCUUUCUGACAAGAGCCACAUUGAUGUACAUGGCCAUUGAUGUCUAGCGUAU